GCACAUGUCAGUCAGUCAUCUAAAAUCUAAACAAGUCAAGUAAACGAAACCAAAAAAGUGGUUAGAAUAUAAAAAUGCCUCUUGAUUAUAGAAGAUUUAAUGGCCCAGACGACAGUGUGUCCUAUAAACGAUUCACACCAGACUUUUUAAAGAGUUAUGAGGAACUGUUAGGUGAUUUACUUGAAAAAAAUAAUCUUAAAGAUGAGCAAGCAUCGGACGAAGCACAAAGAGUUUGUAAAUUUUUUGCUGAAACGGACACGAUAUCCCAAGCCAAAGGUUCGGCGUAUGUAGAAAUAAAGAAUACAAAAGUUGUUUGUUCGGUAUUCGAUCCUAGAGAAAUACCUCAUCAAAAUGAGUUCAGUCACCUUGGGCAAAUAUAUUGUGAAGUUAAGUUUGCGCCAUUUUCAUGCUCAUCGCAACGGCGGCCGCCUGCUCCCGAUGCUGAAGACAAAGCUUUAUCUGAAGCUUUGAGACAAGCUAUAGAGCCAGCUGUUUGUAGACAUUUAUUCCCUAAUUAUCAGAUUGAUGUCUUUGCGUAUAUCAUAGAGAAUGAUGGAUCAUGUCUGGCUGCUGCUAUAAAUGCUGCUGGUCUAGCACUCACCGAUGCUGCUGUUCCAAUGUAUGAUUUGAUAACAGCAUCUUCUAUGGCAAUACUUGAUGACAAGAUGUUUGUAGUUCCUAAUGAGGAAGAAGAGGAACUGGCAAUGAAAAGUCAGGAAUCAAAAGAUAUCAAUCAUGGAGUUAUAACAUUGUCUAUGCUUUCCGAAUUAAGUCAAAUUACAAGUUUCAUACAAAUAGGUUCAUUGGAGACUGAUUGUGUGAUAAAAGCAAUGGAUAUCCUUGAAAAAGAAUGUAAAGAACUUGUACCGAAUAUACAGAAAGUUGUUGUCCGUAAUGUAAUAAAGAAUGUAAAACGGCAACAGAUACUACAUGAGAGUGCUAAAGAAAUGGAAGAAAUACUUGAUGAAAAAUAUAAUCUAUGGCAAAAAUCAUUAAAAGCUAAAUCCUAUUUGUGUUUUUUUCUUUCUUUUUUCUCAUUAUUGGCUUGA
Molecule: messenger RNA, 1049 nt
Organism: Papilio xuthus (Asian swallowtail)
Lineage: Eukaryota; Metazoa; Arthropoda; Insecta; Lepidoptera; Papilionidae
Product: exosome complex exonuclease Mtr3
Exons: 4
Coding region: 75-1049 (324 amino acids)
Biological process (GO): rRNA catabolic process; U4 snRNA 3'-end processing; poly(A)-dependent snoRNA 3'-end processing
Cellular component (GO): nucleolus; nuclear exosome (RNase complex); cytoplasmic exosome (RNase complex)
Molecular function (GO): RNA binding
Source: RefSeq, a predicted model, not a curated record